GUUUCCGCCGCCAGCUUCAUCCGGCCUGAGCCCAACAUCGUGUGAUCUUUCGGCUACGGGCCUGCGGAACGGUGCCGCCCCGCUGCAGUAGCCAACGCGAGCGCGUCGGGCUGAACCGCAAACUCAAAGUCCAUGAACGUCGCCCUCCCGGGUUACCUUACUCCGACAAGCCGCCUGAGCUUCAUGGAAUAGGUACUGCCGAUUUGAAGCUACGAGAGGGGUACGUGCUUCCCCGCCUAUCCGGUAUGGAGCUUUCCCUAGCUCUGGGGUCCCUCGAGUUGCUCAAAUGCAUCUGGGCUGCCUUUGCCUUCUCUGAUCUCUGUCUCUUCGUCCUAUAUGUCCUGUUCAUAGCUUCAAUUCACUCAAGUCCAUAACGAUCGCUCUUCAGUACACUUAUAAUGUCUUUCUGUCUACCAGCAAGGACGAUCUGGCAAGCAUCACCCAAGCUGGCAGCACUGCCUCGUGUUGCAACCCAAGCGUCACGCUGGACACGCGCCUACGCAACACCAACAGCGGGAGGGAGCAGAACAGCGAUUGUUACAGGAUCGUCGCGUGGAAUCGGCAAAGCUAUUGCCCUGCGACUGGCAAACGACGGCUACGACGUAUGCAUCAACGACAUCGCAGCGAACAAGGCUGGCUGUGAUGAUGUGGUCAAGGAAAUCCAGGGACUCGGCCGCAAGGCCUACGCGCACAUAGCAGACGUGUCGAACCUGCAAGAAGUGCAAGAGUUGGUGAAGGCAUGUGCUUCAGAGCUUGGCCCGCUGAACACCAUGGUUGCGAAUGCGGGCAUUGCGCAGGUCAAGGGGCUACUAGAAUUGACUGAGCGAGAUCUUCACAGGAUGUUCGAAGUCAACGUCUACGGCGUGUUCAACUGCUACAAAGCCGCAGCAGAGCAGAUGAUCUCCCAGGGCUCGGGCGGUAAGCUCCUCGGCGCCGCCUCCAUUGUUGCCUUCAAGCCCUUUGCGCUGCUCUCGCACUACAGCGCCUCCAAGUGGGCCGUGCGAGGCAUGACGCAGGCCUUCGCAAUGGAGAUGGCCGAGCACAAGAUUACGGUCAACGCAUACGCGCCUGGUAUCGUCGGUACCGCGAUGUGGGAUCUCAUCGACGAGAAACUGGGUGAGAAGACUGGAGCUAAGAAGGGCGACACGAUUAAGAAAUAUACAAACGAGCUGAUCGCGCUAGGCAGGACAAGUGUCCCAGAGGAUGUGGCAAGCACGGUGAGCUUUUUGUCGAGCAAGGAUAGCGAUUAUAUGACGGGGCAGACUAUUGUUAUUGAUGGCGGUAUCAUCUUUACCUAAAGGCGAGGUAUAAUGAGGCCAACGAAAUCCAAUUGAGAUGGCCAGAAACUGUUCGUAAAACACAUCGUUAAUCAUGCUACUUGUCUCUGACGCCCUACUGUGUCUAUCAACACAUCGAAAAUUCCACGCAUAU
Messenger RNA from Didymella exigua CBS 183.55, 1431 nucleotides. RefSeq names its product 3-oxoacyl-reductase. NCBI's taxonomy places the organism in Eukaryota, Fungi, Ascomycota, Dothideomycetes, Pleosporales, Didymellaceae. The record is from RefSeq and is a predicted model, not a curated record. Gene Ontology annotation, molecular function: oxidoreductase activity, acting on the CH-OH group of donors, NAD or NADP as acceptor. The transcript is spliced from 3 exons. Bases 399 to 1298 code for a protein of 299 amino acids.